This is a messenger RNA of Salvia miltiorrhiza (redroot sage), 1979 nucleotides long. Its product is annotated as omega-6 fatty acid desaturase, chloroplastic. Lineage: Eukaryota; Viridiplantae; Streptophyta; Magnoliopsida; Lamiales; Lamiaceae. The record is from RefSeq and is a predicted model, not a curated record. The transcript has 10 exons. Gene Ontology annotation, biological process: lipid metabolic process. Bases 365 to 1699 code for a protein of 444 amino acids. Gene Ontology annotation, molecular function: oxidoreductase activity.
CUAAUUUGAAGCCAUGCAUCUUUGACAAAGUAGAGCCCUAAUUAACAUUUUGGAUUGUGGGAAUGAGUGGCAAUGAAAAAGCAGUGUACAAAUUGACAGCAGACUGAUGGCUGUGGAUUAUGAUUGGGUGGAUUCCGGUCCCAAACAAAUUCUAACCAACUGUGUUGUGUGCUACUCUUCAACUAUCACUAUAUAAACCCCUCACCAUAACAUCCUUAGAUUCAGGCCCCAUUUUCAACUCUUUGCUAGAAUCCUAUCUUCAGCUCUUCUACUCUCUGCCCGCGUGCUCUGACCGCGGAGCAGAGAGAGAGAGAGACAGAAUUUGAAAAGGGUUUCGUCAAUUUGGGUUUCUUUAUUGAUUGCCAUGGCGUGUAGACUUGCACAUUCUGGCUUCCUUAUCUUGGGGCACCAGAAAAGGCCAAAUGAGAGCAACAGAAUUUUUGCUCAGAGCUCUACUUCAUCAGGUUCAUAUCUUCUGAAGUGGGAAAGUCUGCCUCAGAGAUUAAGCAAACGAAAACAAUGCUUUAAAUCGCUGCAAAAGCGUGAAAUUGUGAGAGCUGUGGCUGUCAAUGUGGCACCUUCCCCAGCAGCAGACAGUGCAGAAUAUAGACAGCGGUUGUGUCAUGAAUACGGCUUUCGACAGAUUGGAGAACCCCUUCCAGAUAGCGUGACACUGAGAGAUAUAAUCGAUACACUUCCAAAGAAGGUGUUUGAGAUUGAUGAUGCAAAAGCUUUGAAGUCUGUGUUGGUAUCUGUAACAUCCUAUGCUUUGGGGAUCUUCAUGAUCGCUAAGGCCCCGUGGUACCUGCUUCCUCUAGCUUGGGCUUGGACUGGAACUGCGAUUACAGGGUUCUUUGUCAUAGGACAUGAUUGUGCACACAAAUCAUUCUCGCGGAACAAGUUGGUGGAAGACAUUGUUGGAACUCUGGCAUUCAUGCCUCUCAUUUACCCUUACGAGCCAUGGCGUUUUAAGCAUGACAGGCAUCAUGCGAAAACAAAUAUGUUGGAAGAGGAUACAGCCUGGCUCCCUGUUAAGCCGGAGGAAUUUGAGUCCUCUUCAAUCCUCCGAAAGGCAAUCAUAUAUGGUUACGGACCUCUUAGGCCCUGGAUGUCUAUAGCACACUGGUUGAUAAUGCACUUUGACGUCAAAAGGUUCAGACCUAAUGAAGUCAAGCGAGUGAAGAUAAGUUUGGCUUGUGUGUUUGCUUUCAUGGCAAUCGGAUGGCCUUUGAUAAUUUUGAAAACCGGGGUCAUGGGAUGGAUCAAGUUCUGGUUGAUGCCGUGGUUAGGUUAUCACUUCUGGAUGAGUACUUUCACAAUGGUCCAUCACACGGCGCCUCAUAUACCCUUCAAGUCCUCGGAUGAAUGGAACGCUGCCCAGGCCCAGCUCAACGGCACUGUCCACUGUGAUUAUCCGAGCUGGAUAGAAAUCCUUUGCCACGAUAUCAACGUGCACAUUCCUCAUCACAUUUCCCCCAGAAUACCGAGCUACAACCUGCGAGCAGCUCAUCAGUCUCUCCAAGAAAACUGGGGAAAGUACAUGAACGAGGCUUCCUGGAACUGGCGGCUGAUGAAGACGAUACUGACUGUCUGCCAUGUCUACAGCAAGGAGAGAAACUACGUCCCCUUUGACGAGCUUGCGCCCGAGGAAUCUCAGCCCAUCACAUUCCUUAAACAAGUAAUGCCUGAUUAUGCUUGAGCCAUCAUGCUAUGCCAUUAAGCUUCAACAACUGCCAUUUUUGGUCCAAAUUCUCUCCCAAAGUUAGGUUUCCUAGCACACCCAAUAUUCAUUGUAUCUCAUACAUAUCAUUCCAUGAAUAUUAUGAUGCAUUGCUCACUGUCUUUAUGCAGAUGCAAAUUCAUUAUCUAAAGUAGCAACAUAGGCUUAUGUGAUGGUUUUCUUUUGAAAUCUGCAUGUUAUUGGAUGAGAAUGCACUGGUGAGAAGAAGAAAAAAAACUAAGGAUAUUUUUCUUGGAAA